GUGUACUUUGUCUCUACUAGGCCCCUUCUGCUCUCUUUUCUCAUUUAUUUAUAUUCCUUUGCUUUAAUAACAAGACCGCAUAAAACCUGAUCAGAAAUAAAAUAGAUUUACACAUUUUUUGUUGAAAAUGAAUUAUACAUUUAAUUUUGGUUUAAAUAGGGAGGGCCCUUUUGGUUUUCAGUGGCGUUGAAGCUUAUUUUAUUGAUUUUCAUAGAUUUUUGUUGGGUUUACAGUGGAAGGUUUGAAAAUGAGUGGGAAUGAGAGGGAAGAAGAAAUUGUGUUUGAGAUUUGUGUGGUGGUUCCAAAGAAAAGUGAAAAGCAAGGGGACGAGAGCAGUCUUGAUUGUGUUGAGGUUCUUGCUGAUGAGUUCAAGAAAGGAGGACUAAUUGUUGAAAGAGUUAUUGGCCUUCAAAAUGAAUUUAUCAAGUUGUCAGCACCAUUGGAGAUUCUGGGGAAGGCUGCGGCUGAGUUGCAAUUCACAAAACGAACUCAUAUAGGAAUGGAUUUGCCAUUUGAAUGGGAUGAGGUAGAAGCCUUUGUUAGGCAACCUGAUGGAUCCUUGUUCACUUGGUGUGAGCAUUUCCGUUGCUACAAUCACAUAAUAUACGGGAUUGUGAGUUAUUUAUAUUCUUUGUAUGAAUAUUUUAUAGAUGAAAACAAGCGGAAGAAGCUCCUAAGAAGUUGGGCACUGAACUGGUGGGACUUUACAACACAGCCAAUUGACGAGAUAUAUUUAUACUACGGAGUGAAGAUUGCCAUCUACUUUGCUUUCCUCGGAAAGUACACAAGGUGGUUGUUGUUUCCAGCUACAUUAGGACUUACAAUGCAGUUGGUUGAUUUUGGGUCAAUACAACUUUUGGUUCUCCCUAUUUUCUUCAUAUGCCUGAUUUCUUGGGCCGUGUUGUUUUUCCAAUUCUGGAAACGAAAAAAUUCAGCUCUUUUAGCUAGGUGGCAUAUUAAUCAUUUGGCGGGUACAGAAUCGGAUUAUAAAUUUUUCCAAGUGGAACAGAGCUCAUUAACAUCCCCUGCAGAACUUAUGAUGAAAAGAGGGAUGGAUAGUAUGAAAGAGAAAGCAUUCUUCCAAAGAGAAGAAUGGUUCAGAUGGUUGAUGAGAUUUAGAAAUGAUGCCAUUAUUAUAUUGAGUAUCAUAUGUCUCCAGCUUCCUUUUGAAUUGGCUUAUGCUCAUCUCUAUGAAGUUAUUGGGUCUGACUUCUUGAAGUUUUGUCUGACAGCAGUUUACCUCCUUGCAAUUCAGUACUUCACCAGAAUGGGGGGAAAGAUAUCAGUGAAGCUUGUUAAAUGUGAAAAUAAUGAAAAUGAAGAGUAUAGAGCUCGCAGUUUGGUCUACAAGGUGUUUGGUCUUUACUUUAUGCAGACAUAUAUUGGAAUAUUCUACCACGCUCUAUUGCAUCGCAACUUAAUGACCCUUCGCCAAGUAUUAAUCCAGCGUCUAAUUAUAUAUGAGGUGCUGGAAAAUCUGAUGGAGAAUUCUAUACCAUAUUUGACAUAUAGCUUCAAGAAAUUUAGAGCCGUCCGGAACAAGCAAAAGCGUGAACGAGGGUCAUCUACAGGGAAGGUACGGUGCUUUCCUAGGGUAGAGAAGGAAUAUCUGAAACCUACUUAUGCUGCAAGUAUUGGCCAUGAACUUGAAGAUGGACUCUUUGAUGAUUUUCUGGAGUUAGUAUUGCAGUUUGGGAUGAUCAUGAUGUUUGCUUGUGCAUUCCCACUAGCUUUCGCCUUUGCCACUCUGAAUAACCUGACUGAGAUGAGGACAGAUGCACUAAAACUACUAGCCAUGAUGAGACGGCCUACACCUCGUGGUGAUGCGACCAUUGGAGCUUGGCUAAAUAUAUUUCAGUUCCUGAUAGUGAUGUCAAUUUGCACGAAUUCGAUCCUCCUGGUGUGCUUGUAUGAUCAGGAUGGAGAAUGGAAAAUAUCGCCUGGUCUUGCGGCCAUUCUCAUAAUGGAACACAUACUUUUGUUCAUUAAAUUUGGAUUUUCUCGAAUUGUCCCUGAGGAGCCUGCUUGGGUAAGAGCUGCACGACUGAAAAAUGCUACUCAGGCAGCAGAGAUGUGUUCUAAGCAACUCUUGAGGAGUAUAUCAGGCGAUGAUAAGAUUCUUAGCCCAAUGAAAAAGCAUGCAUAGGGUGGGAGAUAUACUGUCUGUACGAGCCAUAAGAAGGGAAACCUGGACAGGCAAAAUAGAGCAUCAACUCUGAUAUUAAGUCGGGGGUUGAAGAUAAUCUGUGCAAACAUUAACUUUCUUCUGUAUGGAUAAAAUGGUGGUGCUUCGUGUUAUAUAUCAUUUUGAUGAAGCUCUGUCCAUGGUGUAACAUAUGCUUGCACACGAUAAAUCUUGGUUUUUCAGGUUAUGAGUUGAAGAGUAAUUUGUACUCAGAGAUGGCAUCUUGGUACAUCAAAUUGGACAGGAUCGUGUAGAACUCACAAAAAUGUAUGCUCACUAUCCCGAGUUGCCAGUCUUUUGUUUGAAGAAUGUAAUAUGCUAUUCUUUUUUGAGCUGUCAUAUUGCUAUUCUUUGACUGUAUUAAAAACAUAAAUUGCUUUCAAAUGGAAUCUCGUUUUGCCAA
This is a messenger RNA of Olea europaea var. sylvestris, 2588 nucleotides long. Its product is annotated as anoctamin-like protein At1g73020. NCBI's taxonomy places the organism in Eukaryota, Viridiplantae, Streptophyta, Magnoliopsida, Lamiales, Oleaceae. Gene Ontology annotation, molecular function: chloride channel activity. The record is from RefSeq and is a predicted model, not a curated record. The transcript has 15 exons. Gene Ontology annotation, biological process: chloride transmembrane transport. Bases 248 to 2146 code for a protein of 632 amino acids.